AUGCAGCCACCCGCUCUCGCAUCUCUUCCUGUCAUUCUUCGGAAAGACGACAGCCUUGUUGUCGCCUCCUUUUCAGAGCAGCAGCGCACACUGACGGAGGUGGAGGGCACUCUUAUGACGGGCGAUUAUCGCGAAUGUGAGGUGCAAUUUAAUCCUGUGAAAAAGACCGCCUUUGCCCAUGCGACGACGACACAUGUGCGCUACAGCGAGUUGGUGCCAACGCAAGAUGAAAAUUUAUGGGGGUUGAAACAAAUUUUUGAGGUGGAGGAGCGGAACGUUGUGGCGCUAUCGUUCUCAACGCUUGGUACUGUACUUGUGACAUAUGCCAUGAUGGACAGCAGGCGGCCGGAGGGCAACAUGGUUCUCUACGAUGUGGAUACAGGAAAUGUGCUUCGUCGCUGCGUACAGGCCCGCUGGCCUGGCAUGGUGUGGACAAGUGACGAAUUGUAUUGUGUUCGACCCGUGCAAGGAUUUCUUCACGUAAUGGAUGGUAAUCUCCGAAAGGGUGAGGUACCGGUGCUCUUCAAGAUGGAUCUUCAACUACCACAAGACAAGGAAAUUGAGUUGUCCAUGUGCCCAGGAAGUAUUUCUCUUCUUGCCCUAUUUAAGCCAUUCCAAAAACAAGUACAAGGCACGCUCUUUAUCUACCGGCUGCCUAAUCUCUUGGAGGGUUUGAUUUAUCAGGUGCCAUUUGGACGUGCGGAGUCCGCAACAGUGCUUUGGAGUGGCUCUGGAAACCACAUUGCGCUCUUGGUCAAAUCGGAGAGUGACAAGAGCGGUAGGAGCUAUUAUGGCACUGUGGCGUUUUUCCUUGUAAAUGUUACGGGCCGCAGUAUAAAAGAGAUCAAGUUCCCCAGCGGGGAGUCCGUGCAUGACUGCCAGUGGAGUCCGACGACGGAUCAAGUAAUGGUGAUACACGGCACAAUGCCACGCAACAAGACGACAUUAUAUGAUAAGACGGGUGUGGCGCUUAUGACGUUUGGUGAGGCGCCGCGGAAUACCAUUCUUUGGGCGCCAAAUGGCCGUUAUUGUGCAUUGGGUGGCACAGGGAAUCUUGCGGGGGAUUUUGUCUUUUUCAACUUGCACCCUUCCGACAGCAACAACAACAUGAAAAAUAUUCACAAGGAUAAAAACACGAGGGCACCGAUGGCACCAAAGCCAGUGGCAGCAUCCUCUUCUGAGGCGGCGGUAAUGAUUGGUGAGUUUAACGAGAAGAGCAGCGUGCAAAUGUGGGCACCCGACUCUCAUAACUUUUUUUGUGCCACUAUCUUUACCCGUCUGCGUAUUGAUAACAAACUUGUGUUCUUUAAGAAGAACGGUGAACAUCUUCUGACACAGAAAUAUCCCAUGCUUUAUGGGGCGCAUUGGGUACAAACUCAAGACACGCGUUUGUAUCCUGUUCGUUCAGCCUCUCCGCGCAAGGAGACGGAUAAAUCUUCCAAGCCGCAACCGUACAGGCCACCUCAUGCAAGUGCAGCAGCCGCAGCGCUCUUGCGUCGCCCAGAUUCUUCCGCGCCGAUGCAGGUGAAACCCACGGUUCCUCCUGGUGCUACCGUUGUGGUGCAGAAGAAGAAAAGGCGUUAA
Messenger RNA from Trypanosoma cruzi, 1584 nucleotides. RefSeq lists its product as uncharacterized. Gene Ontology annotation, molecular function: tRNA binding; translation initiation factor activity; mRNA binding. Gene Ontology annotation, biological process: translational initiation. Bases 1 to 1584 code for a protein of 527 amino acids. Lineage: Eukaryota; Euglenozoa; Kinetoplastea; Trypanosomatida; Trypanosomatidae. Gene Ontology annotation, cellular component: cytosolic small ribosomal subunit. The record is from RefSeq and is a predicted model, not a curated record. The transcript has a single exon.